Acanthamoeba castellanii str. Neff is the source of this 1344-nucleotide messenger RNA. RefSeq lists its product as uncharacterized. Bases 1 to 1344 code for a protein of 447 amino acids. The record is from RefSeq and is a predicted model, not a curated record. NCBI's taxonomy places the organism in Eukaryota, Discosea, Longamoebia, Acanthamoebidae. The transcript has 4 exons.
AUGGCCCACUGCCACGACAUCGCCGCCUACUCCAUCCAGGAGGAGAAGAGGGGCAAGGUCUACCAGGAGGAGGACAUCUUUGCGCAGGUGAUGGUCGAGGAGGACCUGUUCCCCGAGGACGACGGGUACGACGUGGUGCUCAGCAAUGCCGUCUUCAUCAGCCCCACGACGAAGCCGCUGCCCACUCCUCCCGCCCACAGGCGCGCCGCCGCAGCCAAGAAAACGACUCUGUCGAUGGGCGAUGGCCGUGACGACCAAGCCGAGGAGCAGGAGCAGCAGGAGGCCUUCUUCGACGGGUCGCACCCUGCGACGACGCUUGGCGGCGGAAAUGUGUCGACAUCAUGCCCUCAAAUUCCGCGCCUGUCAUUGGUUCCGCAGCAGAGGACCUACGUAGCAAACUACAACUCCGAGCAUCACUGUGCCGACGCGUCUGGGGCUGCGGUUGCCGGGGUCGAUGACCACGACGAUGGUGGUGACGACGGCGAGGAGCGCGGCCGCAAGGUCAAGUCGCCCAGGGGCGACAGUGUCGACGUGCUGGGCAUGCCCGAUGACGAACAGGUCCACCAGAACCACCACCACCGCGAGGCAGCGCCGGCCCGGCGACGCCUCCCGCCCGGCGCCGUGGGCUACGGCCAGAUCGUGCCCACCCACUUCGAACUCCGCAAGACCGGCGGCCCCCACAGCAAGCAGCUGGGCGGAUCCGUGGAGAAGGCGACGGCGGAGAAGCCGGAGUUCAUGAAGGUGGUGCUGGCCAACAGGUCGGCCCCGACUUCACCCCGGUCGCCCACGUAUGAGAUGGACAUCGGCUCGUCGUCGUCGACGGCCUUGUACAAGGCCAAACACGGCGCGCCCAUCAACGCCGACCACACGGGUGGAGGAAGCAGCGACGCCAGCCUACAGGCAACCAAGAAGUGGCCGCUCGGCAGACGACGCGCAGAGACUGACGUCAGCCGCGGCUCGACCACCGGCCCAUCGUACGAGUCUUUCCCACGUCCGUCGCUCGGCUCAGCCUCGUCGUGCACCAUGUCGCGCGCCGAGCAGGAGCGCCGAGUGCGCAAGGAGUCGAUGGAGUACAUCGAGUGCCCGCUCCCGCCGAUGCCCGAGGCCGAGUGGUGGAACGCAGAGGGUUCGGGCGCGCCGGAACAGCUCUACGACGAUGUCGUCAUCGACGGCGAUGGCGACGAGCUCGCGCCGUCGACGCCCAAGCCCGACGGCGGCUCGAUCCACUUCGACCUGGGCAAGGGCAAGCACGAACACGGCGGCAGCAAGCAGCUCGGCUCCUCGAAGUCAGCCAUCUCCUACGUCGACGAGGAGCGGCGGAGGAAGAAGUGCGUCGUCCAGUAG